AUGCCAAACCUCCAAGCCAAGCACAAGGUCGGGCGGUUGGAGUAUGCCAAGCGCCACCUCCGUGAGUCAACCAAUUGGACUGAAAUCAUCUGGUCCGACGAGAAG
Messenger RNA from Aphanomyces invadans, 105 nucleotides. RefSeq lists its product as hypothetical. Lineage: Eukaryota; Oomycota; Saprolegniomycetes; Saprolegniales; Verrucalvaceae. The transcript has a single exon. The annotation marks the transcript as partial. The record is from RefSeq and is a predicted model, not a curated record.